Messenger RNA from Vespula pensylvanica (western yellowjacket), 2094 nucleotides. Its product is annotated as cilia- and flagella-associated protein 251-like. Gene Ontology annotation, molecular function: hydroxyisourate hydrolase activity. The coding region runs from base 232 to 1986 and encodes 584 amino acids. The transcript is spliced from 8 exons. The record is from RefSeq and is a predicted model, not a curated record. Gene Ontology annotation, biological process: purine nucleobase metabolic process. NCBI's taxonomy places the organism in Eukaryota, Metazoa, Arthropoda, Insecta, Hymenoptera, Vespidae.
CAAGAAGUAGAAAGCAAAGCAUCGAUAUCAGCGUCAUAGUAGUCGGCCAUUGCUAGGGAGUUCACUCCGAUACUAGGCUAGACAAGAUAAGCAUCUUCGUCGUUGCCCUUAUGUUCCCCUCUCCACCAUAUCGUUAACGUGAAAAAACUAUUUAGUGAUUUCGUGUUACAAUUUUGGAUGUUUCUUGAUUCAGAAGUUUUUGAAUUACAGCGGCGAUAUAUUUUGUAGAGAAUGGAGAAGAAAGUGUCUUCGACACUAAUCGCUGUUAAUGAUACUACGUUACGCGCCAAUCUUCUCGGGACAGGCCCACGACUGACGCCAACAGGGAAAAUAAGUCAUGCCAAGACUCGCGUUUAUACGCAACGAUAUCGCAAAGAAUGGGAACAGAUGCCGGAUUUCAAAGCGCGCGCCAAGUCCAUUGAAGAACAUCAGCUAUGGAGAUGGUUGACGUCUGUAGCAUUUCAACCUACACGUGCUUAUUGUACAUAUUGCAAAAAAAAUCUUCAUGCCCAUCGAUUAUCCCUUUUAAAACAUACAUGUACAAUGAAACAUCAACGAGCAGCUUUGUCGUACGAGGCGGAAGAAAAGAAAAAUAUAGUGAAAGAAAAAUGUGAACCUGCUGAAGUGGAAGAAGAAGAAGAAGAAGAAGAAGAAGAGGAAGAAGAAGAAGAAGAAGGAGAAGAAGAAGGAGAAGAAGAAAACAAUGUCGUCGAGACUUUGGAGAAUACGCAAGUUGAAACGGAAGAAAAUGAGGAUGAAAUUGAAUAUGUUGUUGAAAGAUUAGAUGAAAUAGAUGAUGUCGAAUUAACUGAAGUCCAAGAGAAACAACAGGAAGAAGAGGGGGAAGAGGAAUAUGCAGACGUCGAAGAAGAUGAACAUUUACGUAUGCCAUCUGAUGACGAAGAUAUCAAGCCUGCAUUAAAGAAAGUUAAAAUAGAAUCCGUAGAAGGCUUUCAGGUACCUGCCAGGGAUACUUUAGCACAAGCAAUGGCUCAUGUUCAUGGUGAAUUUUUAGAAGAAGUUGAUGAUCAAGAAAAUAUACAAAUGGAAAUGAUAGUUGAAUCUGAAGAAAAUGUAGAGAUACGUGAGAUACCAAAUCUCACUAAGUCUGUAGAUAAUAAUAAAAAAAUUAAAGAAGAUCGUGAGAAUAAUAGAUCUGUUCGACAUAAUGUUAAGAAUGAAAAAAGAUCUGGUGUUAAGAUAUUGCAAGAUGAAACGAAAUCUCAAACAGAUUCUGGGAUAGUUAUGGCAUGUCCUUUACCAUUAUUGGGUACAACUUAUCAAAUAAAUUCUUCGGUCGCUGGAACACCUGGUACGAUAGGAGUCUUACAACCAAUAAAUACUCUUCCAAUAGCACCUGCACAAAGUAAAACAAUUACUUUAACAUCAGGUGGCAAAACAUUAACUUUAACAGGUGGAACAUUUCAACCUGGUACUCAGUAUGUACUCAGUAAAUUAAAGGGAAAACUACCAACAUUAGUAAUGGCGGAAAAAAAACCUACUACCACGACUAAGCAGACUGAAGAACCAUUAAAGAUGGAAAAAAAAUCACAAGAACAGUUGGUCACAGCUAGUACCAGUCAGUCAUCCUCAAAGAACCAUGUUGUUUUGAAAAGUCUUAAAACUUCAUCAAAGAGACCACGCGUUUCUACUCAUGUAAUUGAUACGAGUAAAGGUAUUCCUGUUGGAGGAUUACAAGUUAGUCUUUAUAAACUUAUGGAUGGUAGAUGGACAUUUUUAAAUGAAAGCAACACUAAUCCGAAUGGUCGAUGUAUAGAUUUGCUAGAUAAUACUAAAGUUAAUUUUACUGCUGGUCGAUAUAAGAUGCAUUUUGAUAUCGAUAAAUAUUUCACUCUUAGAAAAAUAGAAACUAUGUAUCCAUUUAUUGAAAUAGUUUUUGAUGUCAAAAAUCCGGCUGGUCAUUAUCAUAUUCCAGUAUUGUUAAGCCCAUUUGGAUACAGCACUUAUCGUGGUAUUGAUAGAUGAGUUAAUAUAUGUAAUAUUGUAAAUAUAUUUCUAAUUUUGACUGUAUAAUGAAGUAAUAUAAGAAAAAAAAUAUAUACACACAUAUAUAUAUAUAUAUAUAUAUAUAUU